Molecule: messenger RNA, 2686 nt
Organism: Manis javanica (Malayan pangolin)
Lineage: Eukaryota; Metazoa; Chordata; Mammalia; Pholidota; Manidae
Source: RefSeq, a predicted model, not a curated record
CGGGGGCGGGAGGUGCGCGAGGUGAGGGAAGUGUGGGGGGCGUGGGCUGCGGGAUCCUGCGCCCGCUCCGUCUUGAGCUCCAGCUCCGGUUUUUCCCUCCGCCAUCCUCUCCCCCUCCUCUCCUCUAUUUUAACUCCCCCCUCCUGGGCUCGGGACUGGUUUCCUCCCUUAGCCCGCUGCCCUCAAUCCCGGCGAGGCUGGGGCUCCGGCUCGGUGCCCCCUUCCUCGCUCCCUCGCCCGGUGCCCCAUGUCACCCCCGCCCCGGCCCCCGGCUCCCCGAGUCCUCCACUUAGGCCCGCUUACAAAUCCCGGGGUGCUGGAGCGUGGGCCGGGGGUGCAGGGCGCCUGCAGAUCGCCCUUGGAAGGGUGUUGUGGGCUGAGCGUUCUGUAGCAGGGGCGCCAGCAGAGCAGGAAGCGGGUCCGUGAGGGAGCGGGGGGCACCAGCCACCCGGGUGGUCGGAGCAGGAUAGCUAGGGCAGCGAAGGCAGUCACCCCAGGGGGUGAGCGACUUUGGGGCAGUUGGUGCCCCGCCCCCCAGGCCUUGGCGGGGUCAUGGGGGCCCCCCAUUCUGGGCCGGGGGGCGUGCAAGUCGGGGUCCUGCUGCUGCUCGGUUUCCUGGGGCUGGUGUCCGGGCUCAGCCUGGAGCCUGUCUACUGGAAUUCAGCGAAUAAAAGGUUCCAGGCAGAGGGCGGUUACGUGCUCUACCCACAGAUUGGGGACCGCCUAGACCUGCUGUGCCCCCGGGCCCGGCCUCCUGGCCCCCACUCUUCUCCUAAUUAUGAGUUCUACAAGCUGUACCUGGUUGGGGGUGCCCAGGGCCGGCGCUGUGAGGCACCCCCUGCCCCAAACCUCCUUCUCACUUGUGACCGGCCAGACCUGGAUCUCCGCUUCACCAUCAAGUUUCAGGAGUAUAGCCCUAACCUCUGGGGCCAUGAGUUCCGCUCACACCAUGAUUACUACAUAAUUGCCACAUCAGAUGGAACCCGGGAAGGCCUGGAGAGCUUGCAGGGAGGUGUGUGCCUCACCAGAGGCAUGAAGGUGCUUCUCCGAGUGGGACAAAGUCCCCGAGGAGGGGCUGCCCCCCGAAAGCCUGUGUCUGAAGUGCCCAUGGAGAGAGACCGAGGGGCAGCCCGCAGCCUGGACCCUGGGAAGGAGAACAUGCCAGGUGACCCCACCAGCAAUGCAACCUCCCGGGGUGCUGAAGGCCCCCUGCCCCCUCCCAGCAUGCCCGCAGUGGCCGGGGCAGCGGGGGGGCUGGCGCUGCUCUUGCUGGGCGUGGCAGGGGCUGGGGGUGCCAUGUGUUGGCGGAGACGGCGGGCCAAGCCUUCGGAGAGUCGCCACCCUGGUCUGUUCCUCUUCCCUAGCAUCCCCUUCCCUACCUCUCCUUUUGCCCUCUUGGAUUCUUAUCCUAUGCCUCUCCCAUCUCCUGGGUGGGGGCCUCAAAGCAUUCCUCCCCUCAGCUCCCUCUUCUGACCUCUUACCAACCACUUGCCUCAGUCUGCCAAAAAUGGGAGCCUUAGGGGAAGGCUCUGGCACUCCACCCGACUCGGGGCAUGGGCAGUAGGGUCUCCUCCUCUGCCCCGCCCAGGCCUUUACAUACUUACUUCAGCCAUUUUGGGUGGUUGGGUCACGACAGCUACCACGAGAAGAAGUGUCCUGUUUGACCAGUGGCCAAUGGCAAGAUAUGAACCAGUCGGGACACAUGUGGAUUUGGUCUGAUGCUGAAUAGGCCACUUGGGACAGGAAGUGACUUGCUCCAGACAAGAAGUGACCAGGCCUGGACAGAAGUGGCUUGGGAAGUGGCAGAAGCAGUGCAGCAGGAACUGGAAGUGCCUUCAUCCAGGACAGGAAGUAGCACUUCUGAAAUAGGAAGUGGUCUGGCUGGAACUCAAAGUGGCUUAGUCUCGGGGUGGGGAGAGGUGGGUGGUUCUUACAAUGUAGAGAAGGGGGAGCAGGAUGAACUUCCUGUUUCAGGAGGAAGCUGGAACUUACUUGACUGUAAGAAGAGAGGGUGGGCUGAGGAGGGUUUUCCCAGUAUUCAGUGGCCCUUCCCAGGAUCUCCCUGCCCUUGUUCUCUGUGCUGCUUGUAGGACAGCUAAGUUGACUGCCAUCUGCUGUGGCAGGCCCAAUGUGUCUUGUUCUUCCCUUUCCAUACCCCAGUAUAAUCUCUGUUAAUCAACAGCGCUACCCCAGAAACCCACAUGUUGUCCCAGUAACCUAGUUGGCUGUCUUGUUCAUCACCUCCUCCACUUCCUACUCCCUCAAACUCAACACAGCUCCCUUCUUAGUGACCAGAAUGGUGGCUUACUGACUGGUCUACUGAUGUGGUACUCAGCAAGUGCCACUGUUGCCACAGUGACCAGCUUAUACCCCUUCCUGCCCUCUAGUGCACAAUUGGGUAUUGCCUCAGUUUCCUCCCAGCUCAUUUUAUUAGAUCAGAACUGCCCUUGGGCAAAAUGUCAGCCACCUCAGUCACCAGCCAAGACGGUUGCUUUGUUCACCAGAGGUCAAGUCACCUCUCUGGUGCUGUAGUUCCCAGCUCCUUCCUGAUUUUUCUAAUUGCUCCUUCCAGGGAACAGGAAGUUGAUAUUGCCAUGGGGGAGGUGGCGGGGUAUGGCCGUCACCUCAAUAGUUUUACUGUAAAAGGGAAAUUUGGACAACAAAAACCAAAAAAAAAAAGAAUAAA